AACAUACCUCACUGUGACAUUCUGCCCAUAUAAAUCGCUGUGCCGCAACACGAAGGGGUGUCCGCGUAUCGCUGGGCCAUAAAAUCAUUCCUCCUGCUCUUCAUGAGCUCGAACGCCUCCUUGGGUGUCGAGUUGGAAACGCAUUCGCCCAUCCCUUGCCUAAAUUCUGCUUCGCCGACUGAACGUAUUCUCGCAUGGAUUCGUACCCGUUUAAAGUAUGAGUACGCAAUGCAGAUGGUCGUCGAAGCGCUGACCGCCCAAUGCUAUAUAGACCAAAAGUCCGAAGAUACCAUCUGGGCUGAUCCCACCGAUCAACCUGAAGUUCGUCUUUGUCCUCAUCGCACGCAUUAUCUCUGCAAUUUGGGUAUUUCCAUCGAUAUAUUCCAUGGCUAUGAAUUCCGAUCCACAGGUGCAGCUAUGAGCGUAGAUAACCAGAGUGAGUAUGCUGAGAUCGAGGGCACCCUACGGCGGACCACAUCUGCCAUCGGAAGGUGGUAUCGGAAUCGAUUGGAAAGUGCAAAACAAAGUGAAAGGAGCGGUCGGAUUGACUAGUGUCAGGGUUAAGGAUGUGUACGAAAUCGUAACUUCCUUGCAUAACCUCGGUGCUAUCUAAUCUAGAAACAAGCUUCGAGGAUAAAAUCGCAGUGGGUCUCUCUACGGGGGCAAAAAAUAUCCCCUUUGAGAGAGAAUCAACGACCUCGGCGA
Pisolithus orientalis is the source of this 705-nucleotide messenger RNA. RefSeq lists its product as uncharacterized. The transcript has 4 exons. Bases 103 to 552 code for a protein of 149 amino acids. Lineage: Eukaryota; Fungi; Basidiomycota; Agaricomycetes; Boletales; Pisolithaceae. The record is from RefSeq and is a predicted model, not a curated record.